Molecule: messenger RNA, 2512 nt
Organism: Salmo salar (Atlantic salmon)
Lineage: Eukaryota; Metazoa; Chordata; Actinopteri; Salmoniformes; Salmonidae
Product: dexamethasone-induced protein homolog
Source: RefSeq, a predicted model, not a curated record
CACUCAACUUAUACUCGACUAGAUUCGUUGGAAUCGCUCCUCAACGAACUUCUCUAUAUGUUUUAUCUGGGCCUGUUUUUUGUGAACGUUUUAAUCCUAUACUAUGCCUUUCUAAUGGAAUACAUCGUCUUGAAUGUGGGGAUAGUGUUUCUACCGGAAGAUAUGGACCAGGCGCUGGUGGAUCUAGGGGUACUAUCUGACCCGGCCUCUGUCCCUUACGACACGGACACAGAACUCGAUGUGUUCGAGAGGUACCUGGAGUGAGCUGGACCCAGGGCUAGAGAGGUAUCUGGAGUGAGCUGGACCCAGGGCUAGAGAGGUACCUGGAGUGAGCUGGGCCCAGGGCUAGAGAGGUAUCUGGAGUGAGCUGGGCCCAGGGCUAGAGAGGUAUCUGGAGUGAGCUGGGCCCAGGGCUAGAGAGGUACCUGGAGUGAGCUGGGCCCAGGGCUAGAAAGGUACCUGGAGUGAGCUGGGCCCAGGGCUAGAGAGGUACCUGGAGUGAACUGGGCCCAGGGCUAGAGAGGUACCUGGAGUGAGCUGGGCCCAGGGCUAGAGAGGUAUCUGGAGUGAGCUGGGCCCAGGGCUAGAGAGGUAUCUGGAGUGAGCUGGGCCCAGGGCUAGAGAGGUAGAGAGAAGCCCCGGGGUCGAACUGGAUUCCUACCGAACUGUGAUGAUGAUGAUGGGAGAGACUGAUACUGGAAACUUCGAGAGGAGGAUAAUUGUGUUGGCUUGGAGCAACAUUGGCUGCUGGAUGAAAAAGUUGUCACGGCUCAAGACAAGAUAUCUGGAGAGAGUCAGAACCAACAGUGGGCACAGACAGAUAGACAGGACAAAUCACAGCCGAGUUACAGCUGCCUGUCAAAACUGUCUAACUGUGGCCAAUCAACAAGCAGAACUGUCGAACUGGCCAAUCAACAAGCAGAACUGUCUAAUUGUGGCCAAUCAACAAGCAGAACUGUCUAAUUGUGGCCAAUCAACAAGCAGAACUGUCUAAUUGUGGCCAAUCAACAAGCAGAACUGUCUAAUUGUGGCCAAUCAACAAGCAGAACUGUCUAAUUGUGUCCAAUCAACAAGCAGAACUGUCUAAUUGUCAUUGUGUCCAAUCAACAAGCAGAACUGUCUAAUUGUGUCCAAUCAACAAGCAGAACUGUCUAAUUGUGUCCAAUCAACAAGCAGAACUGUCUAAUUGGCCAAUCAACAAGCAGAACUGUCUAAUUGAGGCCAAUCAACAAGCAGAACUGUCUAAUUGUGUCCAAUCAACAAGCAGAACUGUCUAAUUGUGGCCAAUCAACAAGCAGAACUGUCUAAUUGUGGCCAAUCAACAAGCAGAACAUUGAGCGAUCAGGGGACAACGUCAUACUAACUCUGGUCCUGUAGAACUGACCUAGGAUCAGUUAACCUGACAGGACAGCACUGUAGUGCUUACUAACUCUGGCCCUGUAGAACUGACCUAGGAUCAGUUAACCUGACAGGACAGCACUGUAGUGCUUACUAACUCUGGCCCUGUAGAACUGACCUAGGAUCAGUCAACCUGACAGGACAGGAAGUGACCUUUAGAUCGGUGCCUGUAGAGUCUAGAGGCAGCUUCACCCUGCUCUGCUCUGACUCUCUCAAAGGGGGGAGAGAGUCUAUGUUCAUGUUGUCUCUGGUGUCUGCCAAUCAAUAAUCAAUAAUACUGUAUCAGCUUGGUCCUGAUCAGUAACCCACCACAGACCAGCUGCUGGCUGCUUCACUGCUCCCCCGGCUAACAUCUCCCAGCGAGCAUUGGGCUGGACGGCGGAAGUAUCUGGUGACUUUACAGCUAAUGUCAAUCAAUCUCUAUGCUAUAACAGUUCAUAAGGGGUUUAUAAUGCAGUGUUGUUCCUCUGCUCAGUCGGCUUUGUAUUAUAAUGGAGGCGGAGGAGUCUCACCCCAACCACCUGUAGAUAGCAGUUACACCCACCUGGGGGACGACGACACCCAGGGCCCUUUAUGGCAAUAGAAGGCUCUGAUGCCCCCCCCCGGCAGCCAUUUUAAACCAAAACGUUCAGCACCACACAUCAGCUGAGAGGUGAGGAGGACCCCUCUUCAUCAUCAUCAUCAUUAAGACACCCCAGCACCAGCCUUCACAUCAUCUUCAUCAUCAAGACACCCCAGCACCAGCCUUCACACCCUCUCCAUCCCUUCUCUCCCCUUCACAGAGAAGGACCUGCACAGUGUGUUAUAAGGGGCUAUGACGUGUUAUAAGGAGCUAUAACGUGUUAUAAGGCGCUAUGACGUGUUAUAAGGAGAAGCUUUGACGUGUUUUAAGAAGCUAUGAUGUGUUAUAAGGAGCUAUGAUGUGUUAUAACCUAUGACGUAUUAUAACUAGAAAUGACGUGUUAUACGGAGCUAUGACGUUAUAACCUAUGAUGUGUUUUAAGAAGCUAUGAUGUGUUAUAAGGAGCUAUGACGUGUUAUAAGGAGCUAUAAGCGUUCAUAAAGUUGUUGAUGUUCCAAUGCAUAUUUAAUAAACCAUCGAUGAGUGGAUGAA